Hypoxylon fragiforme is the source of this 1700-nucleotide messenger RNA. RefSeq lists its product as uncharacterized. NCBI's taxonomy places the organism in Eukaryota, Fungi, Ascomycota, Sordariomycetes, Xylariales, Hypoxylaceae. The record is from RefSeq and is a predicted model, not a curated record. The transcript has a single exon. The coding region runs from base 654 to 1049 and encodes 131 amino acids.
CGACUUCCCCCACGCUUUUGUUAUUGCUACAGUACCCUAUACCUAUUACCUACUCUACUACUCUGCUAUUCUGCUACUCUGCUACUCUACUUAUUAUACCAUAUGAUUUCACUAUAUAUGUACCGGACCGACUGAUAGAUAGUCUAAUAGGUACAAUACCAAGGUAGGCAAGUAUCGUUGGUCUUCAAUAACUUGAAACGCCUCUUCCGUUGUAUCCAUGUCUAGAGAUGCUGUGCGUCGAUAUAGGCUGAACACGGAAUCCGAACGAUUUCCAGAAUAAGUCAUUGCUAACCUAGAGAAAUUCGUUACUAUGCAUCUCGAGAUGGCCGUAAACGUUUCCUAUCACCUAUCAAAUAUCACCUGCCCCUUUAUAACCACGGCCAGCUGCAGGUAUGGAAAUGUCACAACCACUUGUCAUACCCAAGUCCUUGGGUUCAAAUGUCCCUAUCCUUCCGUCCAUUGGCUUUAUGGAACAGACUGCCGUCUGAUUGACAGCGAUCAGAUGCAACAGCUAAUGAUGCGGCGACUCGAAGGCCCGCAUCACAUACCAUGUACAUAGGCUAAACAUACUAUGCACUUACCUCCUGCCUCUACAUACUAACCUAGGUACCUACAUUUACAUACUCAAGCAUGUAAGUACUAGGUAGUUAGGUAUGUACAGUAUUUUGAUGUACGCAACCAUCCCGUGUCCUCGUGUCCUCUCGUGUCCCUGUGUCCUCGUGGAUGGUGUCACCUUUACAGUAUACAUUCUUCAUAACCUGAGUCGCCGCCUUGUUUCUCUGGUUUCUUUUUUUUUUUUUCAUAUUCGCCACAUAACAUACAAGAAGAGAGACAUACAUACAUGUGUUUUCCGUCGACGACAUCUCUUCGCUAGUUCUUUCUCAGCGUUUGACUUAAACUCCCCUGUCCAAGCUCAUCCCGACCCGUUGUUACUGUGGCCGGUCCACUUUGCCAGCCCACACACAGACCUACCAGGACGCGGGCUAGUUUGGUAUGAGAGCUGCCCAUUUGCGACAACUCCUAGAAAAAAAAACAAGACAAGGGUUUAAGAGACAAGAAGCCGGGGUGGUUCCGCCUAACCUUGCUUCUGGAAUAACGUGCCUACAACCCGAGCUUCACUAUCGUAUCCCCCGUCCGAGCAAAAUACAUCAUAUGUACAUCAUACAUCAUACAUCAUAUAAGAUGCGGUACGUACAAUAUAGCGACAAGGUGAACGCGUGGUCGGUUAUUCUAUCUACAGUAUGCACAUCUACAAAGUAGUAUUACGUACGCAUAGAGAUCCGCAUGCAUGUUAGAAUAAUCUUCAAUCUCCAUCGAUCCUUGUCUCCCUUUUUUCGAUUACCCUACCCUAACGAGCCGACCAGCCUUACCUACUUAUUCAUUCUUACCACACACACACACACACACACACACACACACUAACCAUGAUCGACACAUUGAAGCUAAAAUGGUACGUACGACUUGCGGCUCUUAAAUUAAGCCUUAACGGUCAUCAGGCUUUUCAACUUGGGAGAGACGCAAACAUGUUGUACUACAACCGAGCGCAUGGGGAUAACCUCUCAAAAGAUUACAGCGCCAUACAGCGCCAUAGAUAAAUGUGGGUGGACCUGUAUAUUAAAAGGAUAAGAUCUAAGGAUCAGACCUUGUUAUUGAAAUGUUCUUAAAUACAUGACCAUAGUGUUUCGUAUUUUCUUCUUUGG